GAACGCGAUGACGUCACGCGCACACCACCGGAAGUAAUUUGAAUUUUCGUCAUGUAAACAGCGCACCGAUAAAAUAAAAAAAAAACCUGAUAAUCACCCAGAGGUUUCAUAAAAUGGGUGUAAAAGGUCUGCAGAGCUUCGUGGAGCGAUGCUGUCCAGAGGCGUGUGUUACAGUGAACCUGAGAGACAUGGCCAGACAGCAUGUCACCAAAAACCAGCAGCGCUGCUCUUCUAACAUCACCAGUCCCACACUUGUUGUUGAUGGCAUGUCCUGCCUCUGCCACUGGUACUCAUGUAUGAACUGGGUGUGUGGAGGCCAGUGGACGGAGUAUAUGGAGGUUCUGAAGAAAUGGGUGGAGGCUUUUACCUCUGCAGGCAUCAAAUUGGUUUUUUUCUUCGAUGGAGUCGUGGAAGAACAGAAGAGACCAGAGUGGGUGAAAAGGCGACUCAGGGUGAACAAGGAUAUUAUAAAAAUAUUCAACCACAUUAAGCAACAUGGAGAACAGCCGGGUCAACAGUUCUCUUGUCUGCCAUCCGCUCUGGCAACAUUCACUCCUUUUGCUCUCAGGUCACUGGGUCAGGACGUGUUCUGCUCAGUGAGAGAGGCGGACUAUGAAAUUGCCAGCUAUGCUUGUUGCCAUGGUAGCAUGGGGAUUCUGGGACAAGACACAGACUUCAUCAUAUAUGACAGUGCCCCCUACUUGUCCGUGGCAAAGCUGCGAAUAAAUGGCCUAACGACAGUCAUGUAUGACCGGCAGAGGCUCUGCAGAAACAUCGGGCUGAGCGUGACCCAGCUGCCUCUGCUGGCCUGUCUGCUGGGUAAUGAUGUGGUUUCAGAGGAGCUCAUGCAGCACAUCAGGAGUAGUGCUGUGGCAGCAUACAGGAGAACAAAUCCAGCACCGUAUUCUGGUCCUCCUCAGGGUGAGGUAGUCCUGGCUGUAGCCCAGUUUGUGAGCUCUUCGUCUGCUUCUGCAGAGGAAGAAACUGGACUUAUCCCACAUUCCCUGAACGUAGCAUCUUCCCAAAGAUUGCUACUAAAGAAGGGAAUCUGUUCCUACUUACUUCCUGGACACAAAGAUUAUGAACUGGUUGGCAUUUCUGUUCCACCCUCUGCCUUUGAGAAAUAUGUUAGUCCUGAGAUUUUAAAGGCAUGUAGAGAGAAACAUGUAGCGGCGGAGGGUUUCAUGGUUUACAGUGUUGUGUGCGCUGGAGUCACCGAAUGCAGCAACUCUCUGGAGGACGAAGAGGACGAGGAAUUGCUGCCUCAGGCCCUCGUCUUCAAGCCGUGCAGACAGCGCAUCUAUGGUUUGCUGCUGCUGCUAGGAAAAGAUGGCAGCUCUGUGGAUGCUCCAGCCAUCAGGGAAUGGUUCGUCUUCCCCGGAAACCCUUUGAAAGAAGCUGACACGGUCCAUCCUGUCCCCAUUAACAUCCCAUGUGGUCAACCCAGUCUGGACCUGUUAUGGUUUAACUCUGGUCCUGAGGUUUCUGCUCUUCGCCUUGCAGCCUUCCUUACAGUCUUUGACUGCCUUCAUUAUUCUGACUUGCAUGGCGAGAUUGGAGACUCUCUCCUGGCGGCUCUUUGUCUCGUCACAUACAUCGUCCUUCAGGUAGAGACCUUGUCUGAGGAGGACGUGGAUGCGUACCUGAGUCAGGCCGUGUGUCUGAGGCUGAAGUCGCCCUUGGAGCUUCGGCAGAUCGAGCUGCCUGUCCUUUCGAGUCGAGCCGUGCAGCUGGGAUCGCUCUACGUCCGAGGACUGAGCCACCUGCUGGGAGCCAACAAUGCCAGCGGCUGUGCGCUGCCCAGCGCCGCUCUGAUGCCUUGGCACGGCUUUGACGGACGGCUGUUCCACUCCAAGUACCUGCUGGCACACAGCGGCGCGGAGAAGUCUGAGCUGCUGGACAGAGAUAUGUUCUCCCUUUCUCAGUUUGUUCAGCUGAAGGAGAAACUUCUGGAAACCUGCAGGAAGAGAGGCAGGAUCCUCCAGUCCAGACCCAGAGAAACACAGAAAAACCUUCGAUACUCAAACACUUCAGGUUUCCCUUCAGGAGCUGAUCAGGCCUGGAGAGGAGAGACCAGAAGAGACCUUCAACAUGGACAAACAUGGAGGCAAAGAGAGGCGGCGUGUGGAGAACAAAGCGGCUAUGAAAACCCAGAAACACCGCAGUGGAGAGCAGAUCACAGAGGGGGAGGUCAAAGUUUCCAUUCACAUCGCUCUAACUCCUACGAAGGUCGACCCCUGAACCGGAACCGGCAUCCCAAACAGAACCGAGGUCGGCUGCAUCACAACAGAGGGAGAUACCAGCUGGCUCCCAGAUGGCAACACCCUCCUGCUCCCUGAAUAUAACAGAAGCUUGAAGAGAGAGGAACUAAGGAUUAAAGAGAAUGACUUGAUGAAAAAAGACGCGAUGAAAAGGAGGAGUGGAUCAAAUUCCUCUGAACAAACUGAUUAGUGGAUGAUCUGUUGGGAAUGUUUGUCUAAAGGAUGGAGCAGGAAGAGAAACGGAGCCUAAACAGGAAACACAAUGGUGAUGGUGCCAUGGUAUGUUUAAAAGAAAUCCUGUAGUCUCUACUUUAUACCAGCAAAACCUUUUAUAUUUAAGGACAAAAACAUUUAAACAGGACGAAGAACUAAUAAAAAUAAAGCUUACUUUAGCACGCAAGUUUAUGGUUUGACUCCGAGUUUGGCGCUGUCUCUUAUCUGUUACAAAAGGAAAAUCUGUGUAUUCAGGGAAAUAAUCCUUCCUACAGUAAUGGGCUUUAGAGAAAACAUAAUGCUGGUGUCAGAUAUCAAAUCCACCACAGCUGAUAUUUGGCCAAAUAAAAGUGUCUUGAAUGCAAAUUAUUUGUUCAUACUCUGAAAAUAAAUGACAACAUGCCAAA
Molecule: messenger RNA, 2881 nt
Organism: Xiphophorus hellerii (green swordtail)
Lineage: Eukaryota; Metazoa; Chordata; Actinopteri; Cyprinodontiformes; Poeciliidae
Gene: fam120b
Product: family with sequence similarity 120 member B
Exons: 15
Coding region: 114-2339 (741 amino acids)
Cellular component (GO): nucleus
Source: RefSeq, a predicted model, not a curated record